UGUUGUUCGGCUGUGCCGUGUUUGCAUCUGCAUUUGUAGUUGAUUUGUCGACUGCAACAGUUAGUGGCAUAAGAAAAAGAGCUAUCCCGGAUAGUGAGGCGGGCCUCGGCGGAAUUGUCGUAAACAGCCAGAGUUUGGAGUAUGUUGAACCCGAACUACCAUUACACACCUUCCGAGUAUCAAUGAUGAACAAUGGCGAAGAUUCAGUGAGAAUAUCUCAACAAAAUUCUGUGCCAGACGGCGUGGAGAUUCGUUCUUACACUUUCAGCUACUAUAAUGGCGGACAAAUCACUAGGGAGCAAGAGAGAGCACAGACUACUGGAGGGAUGCACAGUCUGCAAUCAGGAGAAGAAGGCAUUUCUAAAAUGACAUAUAUCAAUCACCCGGAUCAAGUUUUGGAAGCUGAUUCUAAAAUCUUCCAUAUGCUGGAUUCACGCAUUUUAGUGCUAGGAGACAAUGUAGUGUCUGGAGAAAUUUCCACUCCGAAUUUCCCUGAUAACUAUCCGAACGGAUCCGACAUUUCAUGGAUGAUUGCCUAUCCCGAAGGACAUACAAUCGACCUUAACAUAGUAGAAUUUGAAACGGAGAAAUGUUGCGAUCAUCUGAUUGUAUACGAUGGGAUGAAUACGUCUACUUCUAAUGCUUUAGCAAUUGUCGACGGAGUCAUUGAAGGCAAUGAUUCUUCAAUCGCGAGUACCGGUAACGCACUUUUCCUUCGCUUCUCAUCAGAUUGCUUGAUCUCUAGAAGCGGAUUCAGGGCGACUUUUGUCAAUAUUCCACCAAUCCCACCCACACCGAUGCCAUGCGGUUCCGUUAUAUUAUCAAGUGAGGACUCAGGCUUUGUUUUGUCACCCAACUACCCAGAACCAUAUGAUGGCGGUAUGAAUUGCACAUGGGAAAUUCUGACAUCGAAUACAACGAGAGUUGAAUUUACAGUUGACAACUUCAACACAAAUGACUAUGACAGGCUAUUCAUAUACGACGGUACACCAUCCAACCCAGGUGAUCUUUUAGCUACACUGUACGGAAGUGUUUCAAGUGGGUACAGCGUGAAUGCAAACUCGAACAAUGCCUUUCUUGUUUUCAAUUCCAACUCCUCAUCGUCGCCAUCUAACGGUUUUAAUAUAUCAUAUGAAGGAAUUAUUUAUCACGAACCGACAACGACCCCAGUCGAAACAACAACUGAUUUAUCCUAUAAUCCACAAUGUCAUGGAACACAGUAUUUAACGGAAGCUCCAGGUAUAUUAUCUCCAGGUUACUUUGUUCCGAAUGCAUAUCCAAAUGAUGUCGACUGCCAAUGGAGAAUAACGUAUCCUGGCUACAUCUCAAUGAAAUUUUGGGUUCAUGACUUUUCGAUUGAGUAUAAUUACGACUGGGUAAGAAUUUACAACGGAUUUGGGACUGAUUCGUCUAAUCUUCUUGCACAACUCACAGGUUUUAUAGAAGACCACGUCCUUGUAGCUACCACUUCAUCGCCUGACGCAACUUUACAUUUUCAGUCAGAUCGCGUCGGUACAGACAAAGGUUUCUAUUUCCAUGUUUAUGCUGGGGAUCCUGAUCCAUCCUUGUACACGACCAAUGUACCUGAAGUUCCGACAGAACCCGCGGCAGGCACUUGCUCUGAGACAGUUUAUUUGACAAAUUACACAGGAUACAUAUCUCCACCAGGUUAUCCAAGUGAUCAAUACGAAAACGAUCUCGACUGUCGAUUUUCCAUCCAAACCCCACCAGGUACUUUUGUACGAAUGACCAUAGAGUUUUUCGAACUGGCAAUGGAUGAUUAUUUGUACAUUCACGACGGACCAGCUGUCAACAGCACGGUUACUCACACACUGAACGGACACAUACCACCCUACACUUACAGUGCAGACAUGUCGUCAAAUUCCGCUCUUGUUCAAUUCGUGUCAAAUUCGCAGAACACUGAUUGGGGAUUCAACAUCAGAUAUAAACCAGAACCGCCAAUUGUGUAUGAUAGCUGCGGGGCCGAUAUUUACCUCCUCGAUGGAAUAGUCCAAUCACCAAAUUACCCUAAUGGUUAUGCGGACCUCCUUGAUUGCUACUGGACAGUCUAUGCGUCUUCGGGAAAGUGUGUUUUGUUUACCGUAAUCGACUUCAUGACCGAAUCUUGCUGUGACUAUGUAGAUAUAAGAGACGGUACACCGAGUCACCCAUCUCCAAAUCGACUCGCGCAUAUCAGCGGAGAUGACUAUCACUUCCCCAAAGCUGAAAUUCUGUCUACAACCUCAACGGCAUUCAUGAAUUUCUAUAGCGACAGCUCUAUUACCGAAAAAGGAUUCUCCAUGAAAUUUUCUGAAGUAAAUUGCGAUUAUCAGGCGUCGCCGUCGAGAGGUAUUGCUCCAAGUAACACCUUGAAUGUAGAUCCUUAUCCACAGAAAUCAAACGAGAGAAAUCGCGCCAGGGAACACGAGAGAGGUUCCAAUAUCAUAGGGCGAAAUCUGUGGCCAAAGUCGACAAACAGGCAAGAAAAGGGGCGACCCAUUGACAACAAAGAUUAACAUUGAAUUUACACGGGGCUUGCUACAUGACUCAAUGUUUUGCAAUUUCAACUUUGUGCUAUUUAGAUUAAUAUUGACUAAAAUGUAUUCUAUGAAGAUUUGACUAUAGUUGAAAAAUGUUAGAAAUAUCCAUAUUUAAAUGUCGAUACAUUGAUUAUCUAUGAAACAAUAUCAAUCCAAGACCUAAAAUUAGAGACAAGUUCCGAAGUCACGUCCAGACAUCAUGUAGUCUCUCGUAGCUUUUUAACCUAAUGAGUGAAUACUCUAGAAUAUAUCUACUUUAAUUACCUAUAGCACUCUAGUAAUUGUAUCUAUCUUCUGUAUUAUCAAUUCGAAAUAAACUAUGU
Styela clava is the source of this 2863-nucleotide messenger RNA. The record is from RefSeq and is a predicted model, not a curated record. Lineage: Eukaryota; Metazoa; Chordata; Ascidiacea; Stolidobranchia; Styelidae.